AUGCUGCGUCAAUUCAUGGAGCGUCGUCCAUCGUUCACCUUCAGGACUUCUCAGUCUGCGCCCAAAUACCGUAACGAAGUGGAGAAGCAAGAUCUGUCGGCGCUGUUCUCGUCAUUAUCAAAGGUCGUUAUCGAGCAUAACAUUGAUGCUGACCUUGUCUUUAAUGUUGACCAAACUGCUAUUAACACUGCAAGGAAGCAUAAGCUCGUGAUUGCGGCCAAAGGAUCUCUGAAUGUAAGGCACAAGGACAUCAAUGCGCAUUUCCAACCUGAGGUUUGUAGCGUGUGGCAGCUGUGGUGA
Phytophthora nicotianae INRA-310 is the source of this 300-nucleotide messenger RNA. RefSeq lists its product as hypothetical. The coding region runs from base 1 to 300 and encodes 99 amino acids. Lineage: Eukaryota; Oomycota; Peronosporomycetes; Peronosporales; Peronosporaceae. The record is from RefSeq and is a predicted model, not a curated record. The transcript has a single exon.